CAGUAAAUGGAGGACAGAAGAGGAGGACAGUAAAGGGAGGAGAGAAGAGGGAGACACUGAAGGGAGGAGAGAAGAGGAGGACACUGAAGGGAGGAGAGAAGACCGGGACAAUGUCAACAGUGAAGCAACGUCCUUUGACCAAAUACCCCCCCACUCUCUUGAUUCGCUUGAGACAGAGAAGAGACGUGAAGAAAGAGAUGCUACAUUUGUGGAUGAUAACAGGGCGGACCUCAUUCAGAGGGUUACCACGGUGAAACUCAUAGCAGAAACACUUCUCCAGUGGCGUAUGAUCCACAAAGAGGCGUACCUUAAUAUCUGUGCUGCCCAGACCACACCAGAUCAGAUGAGGGAGCUGUACAACGUCUUAAACACAGACAAAGUCAAAUCAGUCUUCUAUAGGCUCCUUCAGAAGGAAGAGCCUUAUUUGGUCCAGGUGCCAGGUGGGCCUGACUGUAUGGAGGUGGAUUGCUGUGGACAGACUAUGUGCAUUGGGCAGAGCAGCG
Oncorhynchus tshawytscha (Chinook salmon) is the source of this 503-nucleotide messenger RNA. RefSeq names its product NACHT, LRR and PYD domains-containing protein 12-like. The record is from RefSeq and is a predicted model, not a curated record. Lineage: Eukaryota; Metazoa; Chordata; Actinopteri; Salmoniformes; Salmonidae.